CCACCUUGCUAAAGUGGAGAAGCAUGCUACAUAACAGUGGGCGGCUCCGGGAUGAUAUCCGUUGGCUUCAGCACUGAUGUGAUAUGUCGUGAGGGGUUCUUUGGCAAUAUACUCUGUGGUGCUAGAGACAAUAAAUAUUUUCCCCACGUAUUUCCUGGAAGUCUCACCGCCAAAAAAAACAUAACCGGCUGCAACUCUGCCAAAAAUGGCAUUGGACCAUGAUUCCAAGAUCCUGAUUGUCGGGUCCGGCGUAUUCGGCAUCUCGACUGCACUAUGGCUCGCUCGCAGCGGCUACCGAGACAUAACGGUAUUUGACAUGCAGGACACAUAUUCCACAGGCUACGAUCCAGCUGAGGUUGAUUCUGCGUCUGCAGAUCUAAAUAAAAUCAUCCGCUUCUCAUAUGGAGAUGAGAUUGAAUAUCAGAGACUAGCCUUUGAAGCUGCGAAACUGUGGGAGGAAUGGAAUGGUGAGAUCGCUUCGGCAGAUGAGAGCCAACUGCCCGAGGUGCUACAAAAGGGCGCAAGAAAACUAUGGUGGAACUGUGGAUAUCUCAGGAUGAGCGAGACGGCUGAGUACGAUGAAUUCGAGCUCACAACGCUGGAAAAUAUGAAGAAGGAGGGGAUUCGGGAAAGUCAAUUUAUGGUUGACGAUGCUUCAGAUGUCGAGCGCGCCAAACAGCUUGGUUGGGGCCCCAAGCUGGACCCAUGUCGGAGAGUUGAGAGGCUUGGCGUACAUAAGGCGGUACUAGAUGCAAGCGGUGGUUUCGUGGUCGCCUAUAAAAGUUGCGCUUGGGCACAGCAUCUCGCCAGAAAAGCUGGAGUGAAGCUCAUUCUCCACCCAAGCCGAGGCAAAGUGGUAGAUCUUGGAACUAGAGAUGGUCGACCGCGGCUUGAGACAGCAGACAAGCAGGUAUACGCAGGCGAUCUCGUGAUUGUCUCAGGAGGCGGGUGGACCCAAGGACUUGUACCAGAGACAGCAGGGCUACUCGAAACGACUGCUGGGUCAGUGGCGACAAUCCAUAUACCAGAAGAUCGGUCUGAUCUUCGAGAACGCUUUUCUCCUUCUAAUUUUCCCGUCAUCUCAUGGAGCAAGGCCAAAGGUAUCUAUGCUUUACCACUGACAGAAAAUGGUGACCUGAAGAUCGGUUAUCGACGAACAAAGUACACAAAUUUCGAGGAGGUCGACGGUCGACGGAUAUCUGUCCCAAAAACUGCUCACGUCACAGAGCAAAAGGAAACGAAUAUCACGUUACAAGCACUGCGAGCUGUGCAGGAAUUCGUUUCCGUGAACAUGCCUGAACUCGUUGAGUUUGGCAUUUCGUCCACCAAGCUAUGCUGGUAUACCGACAGUAUCGACAAUUCGUUUGUGGUUGACUUCGUGCCAGGCCGACCUGGUGUGGUCGUCUGCUCUGGCGGUAGCGGGCAUGGUUUCAAGUUUCUUCCGAUCCUUGGAAGAGAAGUCGUCACGAUCAUUGAGAGUUGCAACAAACAGACCGUUUAUGGUGAGAUGUGGAAAUGGCGGAAGAGUGACAAGUCGACCAGAAACGGGUUGGAGGAAGGAGAAGCAGGGUCGAGACUACUGGCAAAGCAGACAAUGGCGAAGGUUGCUGAUUGGGCUCCAGGCAAACCUGAGGCUGUCAUUUGAACAUUGCGCAGCACUGAUAAAGCCGACUGAAACUUUGAAUA
Molecule: messenger RNA, 1686 nt
Organism: Truncatella angustata
Lineage: Eukaryota; Fungi; Ascomycota; Sordariomycetes; Amphisphaeriales; Sporocadaceae
Product: FAD dependent oxidoreductase
Exons: 5
Coding region: 206-1645 (479 amino acids)
Molecular function (GO): sarcosine oxidase activity; flavin adenine dinucleotide binding
Source: RefSeq, a predicted model, not a curated record